GUAGCUCCAUGAUGGCUCCAUGGUCGAUGGCACGCGCAGCGCACCUUGCGAGUCAUCCAAUCGGGAGCUCAAAUACCAAAAAUUUGUUGUCUGAUCAGCGUGUGAUCCUUAAGUGCUUCUAUAUUUAAAUAUGCGUGGAGUGUACAUUAUAGUCAUAUGGAAGUAUAGUAUUAAAAUACAAUUUAUUUAGUCGUGCACUUGACGUAAAUCAGCUGUUGCGGUUUCAUCCAAUCGAGAAGCUCAAGUAUUAGUAAUAGAAAGUAUUGUGAUGAAUACUAGUAUUAGUAAGUACUAGUAUGGAAUACUAGUAUUUUAAUAAUAAUAGAAGGUAUUUGUAAAUGCCACUACAGUGACGUCACUAUGGAGACGUUCAAGCUCCCGAUUGGAUGAAACUGCAUAUUUACGUCAAGUGCUUGGUUAAAUAAAUCCUAGAAUAAGCGCUGGCUGAGUAGCGCGUGAGUGAGAGGACCAGAGGACUUGCUUCAGGGCUGGUGUGGUUUGAUACAGCGAAGAGAGGUUAUGUGCGUGUUUCUGGUUCUAAUGACAGCUGUUGUAUUUUCAUGAGCAUUUCCACAGUAGUAGUAGAAUCGAUUUAAAAAUGCUUGAAAAGAAAGAUUGUUGUGAAUCUGUGUCCAAGUUUAUACAAGACAUAAAACAAAAAAAAAUCUCUGGAUCGUACAAUAUCGCUAUCAGCACUGUAGAAUUGCUAAAAAAAUUAAUUACUCAGACUGAAUGGAAAACAGCUGAAGAAUUAUUGAAAAUAAUUCAAGAUGAAAGUAAGCAUCUUCAUCAAAACUUGCCCUUAUAUCCAACAGUUGAAAGCAUGGUAGGUCGCAUUCUAAAGAUAAUUCGUGAAGAAUACAUCAAUGGUCGUGAGGAUCGACCAGAUGCAGGUGUAAUAGAGUCUCUCCAAAGACUAAUGCUUGCUGAAAGUCCUGCAGAGGAUUAUAAGUCAAUAGUACCAGAACUCCAGGAGGCUAUUCUUGAGCACAUUACUGAACUAGAAACAGAACUAGAAAAUAGUAUGUUUGAUUUCAGUGCUGACAACAUUGUCCAGCAAGCAUGUGAACAUAUCCACUCUAAUGAAAUUAUUCUGACAAUUGGAAAAUCAUCAUUAGUGGAAGCUUUUUUGAAAGCUGCUGCAGCCGAACGCAAGUUUGAAGUGAUUGUGGCAGAAUGUGCACCAUUUUGCUUGGGUCAUGAAAUGGCUGUUCGGCUGGCUCGAAGCAAAAUUGAGACAACCGUGAUAGCAGAUUCGUCUGUGUUUGCAUUAAUGUCUCGUGUGAAUAAAGUAAUUAUUGGAACACACACAAUCAUGGCAAAUGGAGGUCUGCGUGCUGUCUGUGGAAGCCACAGUGUUGCUCUUGCUGCCAAGCAUUUUUCAGUGCCAGUCUAUGUGCUGGCUCCCAUGUACAAAUUGAUCAAUACAUACCUAUGCUCCUAUGAUCAAGAUACAUUCAAUUGUUUUGUGUCUCCUGAAGGAGUUUUACAUUAUUCUGAUGGAGCCAUUUUGUCUAAGGUUCAUGUUUAUAAUCCUGUAUUUGACUAUGUUCCACCUGAAUUGGUCACACUGUUUAUCUCAAAUAAUGGAGGCCACGCACCAUCCUACGUGUAUCGAUUGAAUAGUGAGCUUUAUCGUCUAGAUGAUAAAUAAGGUGUAGGGUAACGUUUCAUAUUUGCCAAGUGGUUCUGCUACAGCUUCCAUCUUUAAACAAUCUUCUUUAUUUGUGUGUGUAUUAAUGUUGUCAGAAUUAAAGAAUAUUAAGAAAUACAAAGUCAUAAAUGUAAAUUCUGUCUUCAUUCUAACAGUCUUAAUUAACCAAACUUGACAAGAGUGGGAGCAUAAUGUGUAAAAACCUUUAUCCAUAUUAUACAUUCUUACUCUCUCAAAUAUGACCAACAAGGAGCCAAGCUUUGAAGACCUAGGUUUGAUUGUACGAUUAAAAUAUUUAGCUUUUUUCUUGUUUCCUGUACAAAGAGUAUGUUUGUUUUUUUGGUUUCUUUUCUCUCCGUUGCUUCUACUGAGACAACAAGAAUUUGUCCUUCUCUUCAGAUAAUUGUAUUGAAGUAUUAACAUGAUAAAUAUUCUUUAACAUCCAUUUCUAUGUGAUGAAAUUUGCCAAUGAACGUCAGUGGACAAUGAUGGAGUAUAAUAAGCAAAUCUACAAAGUCUAAUGACUUUUCUGAUUUUCUAGAGCAGAAAGUGAAUUUAUCUGUCAAACCUACAAUUUGUUGGUUGAUUACAUUUCUCUUGUGUUCUUGCCCUUCAAUUAAAGUUAAAAGCUGUAGAGGUCAAAAGCAUGAACAGCCUGCAAUACUGUGCUGAAGUGGAUUGAUGAAAGAGAGUAUGAUUUAAGGACUGUUGGCAGUACUGUCAUGGAAACCAUGCCAUAAGAAUUUACCGUGAUAAUAAAAUCACAAAAG
Messenger RNA from Gryllus bimaculatus (two-spotted cricket), 2424 nucleotides. Lineage: Eukaryota; Metazoa; Arthropoda; Insecta; Orthoptera; Gryllidae. The record is from the annotation of a GenBank genome assembly.